This is a messenger RNA of Paramuricea clavata, 1671 nucleotides long. The record is from the annotation of a GenBank genome assembly. Lineage: Eukaryota; Metazoa; Cnidaria; Anthozoa; Malacalcyonacea; Plexauridae.
AUGAGUUGUUGGAAAUUUAUAAAAUCAAACACGAAGCGAGUAGUUGCGUCAACAGAUUUCAAUAACAUCAGCCAAAAGACGCUGGCGAAUUUACUGAGACGUAACGACCUGAAUAUCGUUGAAGUCGAAUUAUUUCGAGCUGUGUUAAAGUGGAGCGACUUUCAGUGUUCGAAGAAAGAUAUUGAGGCAACAAGAGAGAGCAGAAGGUCUGUAAUUGGUGAUGCUAUUUAUGACUUGAGAUUUCUCGCUAUGACUCAAAAAGAGUUUGCUCAAAAUGUUGCAACAUCCGGACUACUCACGGCUGAAGAAAUAGUUCCCAUUUAUAAUAAAUUCAGUGGAAUUUCUUCACGUGAUCUAAAGUGGAAACUAUCAAAGAAACGUUAUAACAUCAGUAUCCCCGAUAAUGUUCCCGAAGUCGGAGAAGCAGUCAACCCUCCUGCAGAGGAAUACCAUUUUUAUCGUAAGCCGGAAAUAGUGCGGGAUAAAGACAACUCUCCUGCAACAGAAGCUCAUCUUUAUCGUAAGCCGGAAAUAGUGCAGGAUAAAGACAACAUUCCUGCAGAGGAAUACCAUUUUUAUCGUAAGCCGGAAAUAGUGCGGGAUAAAGACAACUCUCCUGCAACAGAAGCUCAUCUUUAUCGUAAGCCGGAAAUAGUGCAGGAUAAAGACAACAUUCCUGCAGAGGAAUACCAUUUUUAUCGUAAGCCGGAAAUAGUGCGGGAUAAAGACAACUCUCCUGCAACAGAAGCUCAUCUUUAUCGUAAGCCGGAAAUAGUGCAGGAUAAAGACAACAUUCCUGCAGAGGAAUACCAUUUUUAUCGUAAGCCGGAAAUAGUGCGGGAUAAAGACAACUCUCCUGCAACAGAAGCUCAUCUUUAUCGUAAGCCGGAAAUAGUGCAGGAUAAAGACAACAUUCCUGCAGAGGAAUACCAUUUUUAUCGUAAGCCGGAAAUAGUGCGGGAUAAAGACAACUCUCCUGCAACAGAAGCUCAUCUUUAUCGUAAGCCGGAAAUAGUGCAGGAUAAAGACAACAUUCCUGCAGAGGAAUACCAUUUUUAUCGUAAGCCGGAAAUAGUGCGGGAUAAAGACAACUCUCCUGCAACAGAAGCUCAUCUUUAUCGUAAGCCGGAAAUAGUGCAGGAUAAAGACAACAUUCCUGCAGAGGAAUACCAUUUUUAUCGUAAGCCGGAAAUAGUGCGGGAUAAAGACAACUCUCCUGCAACAGAAGCUCAUCUUUAUCGUAAGCCGGAAAUAGUGCAGGAUAAAGACAACAUUCCUGCAGAGGAAUACCAUUUUUAUCGUAAGCCGGAAAUAGUGCGGGAUAAAGACAACUCUCCUGCAACAGAAGCUCAUCUUUAUCGUAAGCCGGAAAUAGUGCAGGAUAAAGACAACAUUCCUGCAGAGGAAUACCAUUUUUAUCGUAAGCCGGAAAUAGUGCGGGAUAAAGACAACUCUCCUGCAACAGAAGCUCAUCUUUAUCGUAAGCCGGAAAUAGUGCAGGAUAAAGACAACAUUCCUGCAGAGGAAUACCAUUUUUAUCGUAAGCCGGAAAUAGUGCGGGAUAAAGACAACUCUCCUGCAACAGAAGUUCAUCUUUAUCGUAAGCCGGUAUUAGAAAGCGGGAAAAAAAAGAAAUGGAAAAGUAAAGGUUGUGCUAAAAAGAGUCCUUAA